This is a messenger RNA of Bradysia coprophila, 1962 nucleotides long. RefSeq lists its product as uncharacterized. Lineage: Eukaryota; Metazoa; Arthropoda; Insecta; Diptera; Sciaridae. The record is from RefSeq and is a predicted model, not a curated record.
AUCUCGUGUUUACAGUUACUUGCAACAAACCUAUGGGACUUUGAUGUUGCAUUGUUGACAGAGAUAUAAUUUCAGUUUAUUGUUAAGUUAGAAUCAGUGUGUAAAGGUCGACAUAACUUCCUGAGUUGCUUAGUUGAAAAAAAAAAUUGGAAUAUGGGUGAUGAAUGGAAUUACCCGAAAUUACCUUCUCAUAAAACAAUUCGAAUUUUGUUUCCAGUCAAAUAUCAUAAGGCCACUGCUUUUCGUCUUUCUGACUAUGAACGGUAUGGAACGGUUCGAUCACGACGAUACGAUAUCGUCAAAAACAACUUAGAGUGUCAGGUUGAGUUCGAAGACGAAGGCGUUGUAGAUAAAAUUUUAUCGGAUGGAUACAUUUACAUAAACGAUCAACGAAUCAAAGUCGAACCAAUGACGAACCCAGAUUCAAAACGAAUCAAAAUCGAACCAAUGACGACACCAGAUUCAAAACGAAUCGAAAUCGAACCAAUGACGACACCAGAUUCAAAACGAAUCAAAAUCGAACCAAUGACGACACCAGAUUCAAAUCUCGCUUCCACGAUGAACAACGACCAAUCGAUUAUUGACAACGAACUCAAUCUCACUGGAUUAAAUGAUGACUGUUUACGCUCGAUUUUCCGGGAAGUGGGCAUACGGACACUGUGGUCGCUGGCCAACGUUUGUCUGCGUUUCAAUGACCUUGCUAAAGAGGUUUUCAGAUUGAAAUACAAAGACAGCGAAAUUCAAUCCUUUGACGUCUCAAUGAAUGAUCCGAUUUCAUUGCCGCAGUUCGAAGCGUCUUUGAAAACAUUUGGAUCGUCGAUUCGACAAUUACGUAUCGGAUCGGAAUGCGAAGAACGUCAGCUGACCGAUGUACUGCUGCAAAUUGAUAGGAAUUGCCCGAAUAUUAAAUCGUUAAGUAUGCCUUAUGUGGCCAUUGGUAGUGAUACAAUAUCGUUAGAAUGUCGGUCGGUAUUUUCUCGAUUAGAAAGUCUAUACAUUAAUUUUUCUGGUGAUAACACGAACUACAGUGACAUUUUACAAAAGAAAGUGUUGCCAAAACUGACUUCCUUAACUGUUUCAGUAGAAAAGUAUGAGCACGAGCACCUUGAGUCGUGUUUCGCACCAGAAAAUAAUUGGCAAUUAGAACAGCUGAAUAUUUUAACCGAAGGUGAAAUUGCACUGAACACCACUGGUACAGAGACGCCAAUGCUGUCAUCGUCACAUUUGUUUCCAUUGAUUUGUGAACGAUAUGCCAAUAUCAGUAUAUUGAAUAUAGAAUUUGACCAUGCGGAUGACAAUUUUCAAACGAAUGUGCUACAAUUAGGUCGACUGAAGCGACUACGUAAUUUGCGUUUAGAUUUUAAUGGGAACGACCCUUCUCCACUGUUGGAUGCAAUACUUCAAAAUGGCAUUCAAUUGAAAUUGUUGAACAUUUAUAAUGGUGUUAUUGGGAACGAUGCAAUGGUCCUACUUUCUCGAUUCGAAACUCUCCACAAAUUGGAAAUUGUAUCUUCACACUAUGAUGAAGAUGAUCUAAUUCAAUUGGUAAAAGAAUUACCCACACUAUCUCAACUAAUUAUUUCUCUUGAUUAUAUACCAUCGUCAGCUGCAAAUAUGAUCGAUACGAUAACAUCAAUAAUUUCGAAUGGAAAGAAUUUGUCGCAUUUGAAUGUUAUGGUGAAUAAGUUUUCUGAAAUAACGUCUAUCGGUACCAACGACUACAACGCGAUUCUGAAGAUUGUUGAGCAACGUGUGGUACCUGUGGUGAAUCUCACAGUUAUCAUUACGGGUUUCUAUGGGCCGAAAAAUGUAGCGCAUUACAUUACAAUCGCGUCGAGUCCAGAAUUAUUAAAGCUUCAAAUCAAUUAUGGAGACACAUCGAUGGUGUAAACUGUUUUGCAGAGAAAUGAUAAGCACGGCACUCAUGAGUGGCCUCGCUUAUCAUUUCUCUGCUGUUUUGUU